This is a messenger RNA of Galeopterus variegatus (Sunda flying lemur), 2016 nucleotides long. It is a transcript of the gene UNC93B1, whose product is annotated as unc-93 homolog B1 (C. elegans). Gene Ontology annotation, biological process: toll-like receptor 7 signaling pathway; toll-like receptor signaling pathway; toll-like receptor 3 signaling pathway. The transcript has 11 exons. The record is from RefSeq and is a predicted model, not a curated record. Gene Ontology annotation, molecular function: Toll-like receptor binding. Gene Ontology annotation, cellular component: endosome; lysosome. Bases 1 to 2016 code for a protein of 671 amino acids. NCBI's taxonomy places the organism in Eukaryota, Metazoa, Chordata, Mammalia, Dermoptera, Cynocephalidae.
AUGUCCAGUAACCCCAGCGACAAGUUCAGCAAGGAUAAGGCCGCCUGUGUGCGUAGCGCCAGCAGCCAGACCUGCCUGUGCGACCCGCAGCCCCGAGGUGCUGAGCGGGAUCCCGGCCCCAACGCUCGCCCGCUGCAGCCCCAGCCUCCCGGCUAUGUCCCCGAGGCUGCCACCAGCUGGCUGAAUGCUUGGCGCAGCCCGGGGUCCCCCCUGUGUCCUUGCGGGCGUUGGAAUCGGGUCCUUUUGGCGACUGGAGCUCCCCGCGAGGCUUGCGUCCCGGCCGCUGCUUGGUCGCCCGCAGAGCCAGGCUGUUCCCUCCAUACCCGCUCCCUGUCCCCAGGCCUCCUGCAAAUGCAGCUGAUCCUGCACUACGACGAGACCUACCGCGAGGUGAAGUACGGCAACAUGGGGCUACCCGACAUCGACAGCAAGAUGCUGAUGGGCAUCAACGUGACGCCCAUUGCGGCCCUGCUCUACACACCUGUGCUCAUCAGGUUUUUUGGCACUAAGUGGAUGAUGUUUCUGGCCGUGGGUAUCUACGCCCUCUUUGUCUCCACCAACUACUGGGAGCGCUACUACACGCUUGUGCCCUCAGCUGUGGCCCUGGGUAUGGCCAUCGUGCCUCUUUGGGCCUCCAUAGGCAACUAUAUCACCAGGAUGGCGCAGAAGUACUAUGAAUAUUCCCACUACAAGGAGGAGGAGCAGGGACUUCAGCGGCGCCCGCCACGGGGCUCCCAUGCACCCUAUCUCGUGGUCUUCCAAGCCAUCUUCUAUAGCUUCUUCCAUGUGAGUGCCACAUGUGUCCCCCGCCCCCUCCUUGCUUCCUUGCUGCAUUUUUUCACUGACAGUGUGCCCUGCUCCCCACCUCAGCAUGUCCCCACCCACCCCUUCCCAGGCACCAACAGCCAAGGCAUCCUCACUGGCUUCAACAAGACAGUUCUGCGGACGCUGCCACAGAGCCGAAACCUCAUUGUGGUGGAGAGUGUGCUCAUGGCGGUGGCCUUCCUGGCCAUGCUGCUGGUGCUCUGUCUGUGCGGAGCCGCGUACCGACCCACGGAGGAGAUCGACCUGCGCAGCGUGGGCUGGGGCAACAUCUUCCAGCUGCCCUUCAAGCACGUGCGUGACUUCCGUCUGCGCCACCUCGUGCCCUUCUUUAUCUACAGCGGCUUCGAGGUGCUCUUCGCCUGCACCGGUCUCGCCCUGGGCUAUGGCGUGUGCUCGGUGGGGCUGGAACGGCUGGCCUACCUCCUCCUGGCUUAUAGCCUGGGUGCCUCGUCCGCCUCACUCCUGGGUCUGCUGGGGCUGUGGCUGCCACGCUCAGUGCCACUGGUGGCUGGAGCUGGGCUGCACCUGCUGCUUACCCUCGGCCUCUUUUUCUGGGCCCCCGUGCCUCGGGUCCUGCAACACAGCUGGAUCCUCUACGCGGCAGCCACCCUGUGGGGUGUGGGCAGCGCCCUCAACAAGACGGGGCUCAGCUCACUCUUAGGAAUCCUGUAUGAGGACAAGGAAAGGCAGGACUUCAUCUUCACCAUCUACCACUGGUGGCAGGCCAUGGCCAUCUUUGCCAUGUACCUGGGCUCUAGCCUGCCCAUGAAGGCCAAGCUGGCGGUGCUGCUGUUGACGCUGGUGGCGGCGGCGGCCUCGUACCUGCGGAUGGAGCAGCAGCUGCGGCGGGGCGUGGUCCCGCGCCAGCCCCGCAUCCCGCGGCCCCAGCACAAGGUGCGCGGUUACCGCUACCUGGAGGAGGACAACUCGGACGAGAGCGACGCGGAGGGAGAACGCGGGGCCGCCCGGGGAGACGGCGCGGAGCCCGAGGCGCAGCCUGCGGGGCCCCGGCCGGGUCCCGAGCCAGCCGGCCCCUGUCGCCGGCCCUGCCCCCCCGAGCAGGUGGCCUCCCUUCUGGAGGCCCUUUCGCCCUGCCUGCCUGAUUUUGCGAAUCCCAUCCCGUCCUUCUGGGAGGAAAAAGCCGCUGGGUGGCUUGGCAGGGACCUCAGCGGAGGAGGGCUUGCCAAGUGA